Molecule: messenger RNA, 1316 nt
Organism: Vespa crabro (European hornet)
Lineage: Eukaryota; Metazoa; Arthropoda; Insecta; Hymenoptera; Vespidae
Product: alpha- and gamma-adaptin-binding protein p34-like
Exons: 6
Coding region: 203-997 (264 amino acids)
Source: RefSeq, a predicted model, not a curated record
UCGAAUCUCAAACAUAUAAUUAUAUUAUAAAUUUUAUGAUAUAAACGAAAAUUGAAAUGAUUUAUAAAUAAACAUUUCAAAAAAUAUUAUAAAAAAAUAUUUUACUAAAUAAUAAAGUAUAUUUUUGCAAGUAGUAAAUUGUCUAAUACUUUGAUUUAUUUAAAUAAAUAAUUUAUUGAAAAAAUACAUUAUAUUGCAAAAGAUGGAUCUUCCACGCAUUUUGAUCAUAAGCACGGUAUGUGGUAAAGCUACUGAUAUUGCUAACAAAAUAGGAGGGAAAAAUAUAUCCAAUGAAGACGAUAUCGAAUACUAUCUUUGGGAUAUCGACAAUAAGUAUUACACAUCGCAGAUAUUAUUAUGUGCGACAGAAAAUCCAUGUAUCAACAUACCAAUAGAAGGAAUUGAAGCAUUACUUGUACAUCAUGAUCCAUUAGCUGAUAAUGCAGAACGAAAUUUAGAUCAAUGGUCAUCCUUAAUCUCUUCCCUUUCUAAAGCUGAUGUAUUAUUAUUAACGUGUAAUGUAAUAUCUAAUAUGGAUAUUAAAGACAAAGUAAUUGCAUGGUGUAUAAAUAAAAAAUUUGAAUUAGUUGAACUACAACAAAAUUCCGUAGAAAAAUUAGAAUGUGAUUCAGAACAUAAUACAUAUGGAAUUGAAAGAAUAAUUGAAGCUUUACACGCACAUACAUGGCCAAAUAUUGUUUUAAAAGGAAAAUCUUCUAAUAUUGAAGAAACAGAACCAGAUAUAAGCCAAGUAGAAAAAAAAUUAGAAAAUAUUCAAUUGACACGGAAUUCAUCUGAACACCUUGAUAUGGAAAGUGUUCUUGAUGGUCUUAUGGGUGGUGAAGAUGCAGAUUUUGGUGAAUUAUUUAGUCAAUUAAUGGCCAUGAAGGAACAUGCAGCUUCUUUGCCUACAAAUGAAAGACGUAUAGCAGCAGAACAAUUAGUUACUGCUUUUUGGAAAGCAAUGGGUGGAGAUCCAUCAGAAAUAGACGACUGAAUUAUUUAUUAUAGUUUAAAUUAUAUAAAUUAACACGUUCCGUGCUAAGCCAUUUUUGCCUGACUUGUCGUUCAGGCCAUUUGAUAUUUUGACUAAAAAAAAAAUGAUUGCGUGUACCACUGGUGGUACACGUGGCCUGAAGAUCAAUUUUAACGUGUACCAUCGGUGGUACACAUAGCACGGAACGUGUUAAGUAAUAAUUAAUAUAUGAGAUCAAUAUAUGCAUUUUAAAGUUUCUUAAUAAAAGAAAAUCUAAAAAAAUAAUUGAUGUAAUAUGAUAAAGAACACAUUUCGUAAUAUACAAUUUUCUAUUUACUAA